Molecule: messenger RNA, 3436 nt
Organism: Mytilus californianus (California mussel)
Lineage: Eukaryota; Metazoa; Mollusca; Bivalvia; Mytilida; Mytilidae
Product: src kinase-associated phosphoprotein 2-like
Exons: 8
Coding region: 73-1437 (454 amino acids)
Cellular component (GO): plasma membrane; cytoplasm
Molecular function (GO): protein binding
Source: RefSeq, a predicted model, not a curated record
UAGGCUGUAUAAAAGAUGAACCAGGAAGAAGGAAGAUAAACAUAUAUCAGUGUUAUAAUUGAAAUAACGAACAUGUCAGGGUUUCAUGAAUCUAUAAAGUCUUUAUUAUCAGAUAUUGAAAAGUUUCUAAUAGAGACAUUGAAAAAUGAGAAAUUGGGAAAAUCUGCAAAAAACUAUAAACAAGAAAUUAUAGACAAAAUAUGCAAACUGAAGGAGGAAUGGCCACAAUUAGGAACCGUGCAUACCACAGAACAAGUUAAACCAGCGAAAGACUGGUUUGGCACAUUGACUCGAUGGAGAAGGUGCAGUCGUAUUAUUUCGUGGAUUGAUGUACCAAAAGACGAUGAAUCAACAAGAACUGGUGGUAGUUCUAAUACAGAUGACACAGAAGAUCCUUAUGCUGAUAGUAGUGCAGACAUACCAAAUGUGCCAGCCAUGGACCUUACAAAUUUCACAAAGGCUGGAUUUUUAGAAAAGAAAAGACCGACAGGUAUUGGUUUAAAGACAAUGCAGAAACGAUGGUGUGUCAUUAAAGGCAAUAUAUUUUUCUACUUUGAUGGUAAAACAUCAAAAAAAAUGAGUGGGGCUUUCAGAUUAUCAGAUUAUAGUUUUGAAGAAGCACCAGAAAUGGUGAAGGAAGAUAAGAAAAAGGAACUUUGCUUUAAACUUGUUAGACCUGCCAACAGAACCUAUGAAUUUAUGGCUACAAGUAAAAGUGAAGUUGAAGAAUGGAAAACUGCAGUCAAACAAGCAAGUGUUGUUGUUCCCUCUAAAAUGACAGAUGUUGAUAAUGAAGAUGAUGGUGAUAUAUACGAGCCUGUUGGAGAGGAAGCACAGGAAACACAAGAAUUGUAUGAUGAUGGAACAGAUGGAGAUAUUUAUGAAGCAGAACCAGAGUCUUAUCCACCAGAACCUAUACAAGAUGAUAUUUAUGAUGAGGGAGCAUCUGUACCAAUACAAGAGGAGAUGUAUGAAGAUGCCUCAACUCCGUCUUUGCCAACUGUACCUCCACCUCGAAUGGCAGGGGCGCGUCCACCACCACCACCCGUUCCUGAUGAUGAUCCAUACCAAAGCAGACCACUUCCACCAAUAAGGGAACCACCUAAAAAGACAGAAGAACUUCCCCCACUUCCACCAACUAGGGAACCACCUAAAAAGACAGAGGAACUUCCCCCACUUCCCCCACCAAAUAGAGUUGUGGAGGAGGAACCAAAGUCUUACAGAAAUGAGGAUGACUUUGAAAAUAUGUUUAUUGGAAAAUGGGAUUGUAAUGGGGAUAAUGAUAAAGAGUUGUCCUUUAAAAAGGGUGAUAUAAUUUACAUUAUAAAUAGAGAUUUUGAUGACCGCUCAUGGUGGGUUGGUGAACUGAAUGGUAAAUUUGGUUUAGUUCCCAAAAAUUAUCUCACAGAGGCAUAUACAGAGACACUAACAUUCUGAUCUUGAAAAUAUUAAGUGCACUUUUAUUUGGAACUACCAAAAAAAGAUAUGAUAAAGAGAUAUUGUUAUCAACUCUUUUUGACAAGGUUAAUUGGAAACAUUUUUUUUUGCUUAAAAAAUCCAUCCAUGUACCCAAAAAUUUAAUUUCUUUACAAUUGAAAUAUAAAUGAAACCUGAUUGUUCUUUCUGAUAAAAAAGUAAGAAUUUGAUAGAAAUUACAAUUAAAAUAGUUAAUAUUUUUUUCUAAUUACUAUUGUAAGCUGGACAAAAUUAUAUCAUUAAAAAAUAAUUAGACAAUUUUUUUUUAGAUAUUUGUGUUGACAUCCAGAGCAGGGAGACUCAGGGUAUCCAAGGAAUCCUUUGUGGAUUUUUAAAUAAGUUUUCUUGUAACUAAAAUGCAUAUUUAAGAGUUUAGAAUGAAGAAAUAUUUUGUUUUGUGUAGAUCUGAUGGAGAAUGAAGUUUUUCAUUUAGCAUUAUUAUUAAGAUGCUUGUUUUUUUUUCCUUAUAUACCUUGAAUUUGUGGAGUUAUGCCCUGAUUUAUCAACUAUAAAUGAUGAUUAGAGUAAAACUUUAAUAAAAAAAAAAUUUGCUGAUUUGAUAAAUGUUUUAGUAAAACAUGAAAUACAGAUCAUUAACUAAGACUUGAUUCAGUCAAUCAAAUCUGUUUAUAUCUCACUUAUAUCUUAAAGAAUGUCUUUUUCAAAACCUUUCAUUUGAUGAAGUGUUUGUUUUGUGCUAGCAACAUGUUAGUUUUGUAAGGUUUAUACUUUAUUCAUUUUUUAUUUAAUUAAAUGAAAUAAUACAAUUUUCAUUCAAAAAUGCUAUCAAACUUUUGAUUUUGUUAAUGACCAUAUAUUAAUGAAAUGUGAAGUCUUUUGGUUGAAAAAGGUGAAGCGUCACAAUAUAAGCAUAUGAAGUUUGGUUUGACAUUGCAAGUUUGAAUAAUUAUUUGCCAGUAAAGCUAACAGAUUGUUACUGUUUUCACAUAAAAACUUAAGAACUGUUUUGAUCAUAUUUACAUAUGCUGAAAUUCUUGUGAAAACAAACCAUGCGUUGUUAAUAUUAGGUCAUGAAUUGAUGAAAUGUCACAAUAUAUAAAUUUAUGUUUUUUUGAGGGGCUAGUAAAAUGAUACUAUCUUUUUCAGAUAUGUUUGUGAUUUUAGGUUGAACAUUUAAAAGGGACUUCUGUAUGAACAUGUUCACCAGGAUUUAAAACUAAACUUACCAAAACUUCAGAAAAUUUGAAACUGAAAACAGUAUGUAAGUUUCUUUUAAAUGAUAAAAGUGAAUUGUUUUCUUCUAUAUACCUUUUGCAUAUUCAGUAUUUUCUCCACCAUCCUUUUUUGAAUAAUUGCCCCAAAACUUGUAGGCUUUUUUUUUUUAUUGAUUUCAUUACGUUUUGACAUUUAUGAACUAACCUUAUUUAGUCUGUUUUAUCCAGGUUGUCUGUUGUUAUAGCAUUUUACAGUUUUAUGCCCAUCCAUUCCAUAUUUAGAUAAUUUUGACAGGUAUUUAUUUAUCUGUUUCUUCGUUUGCUGGUGUUUUUACACCACUUUCAACACCCUUGGCUGUAUCAUGGCAAAAACCAGAUUAUCAGGAGAGACCACAUCAACUAGAAAUGUUUUGUAACUUAGAAAAUUGAAGAUGAUCACAAUUUUUAUUAGUUUCUUUCGAUGUGGUACAUACAAAAGUAUUAAAUUUUUAUUAGUUUCUUUCGGUGUGGUACAUACAAAAGUAUUAAGAUAUUUUUAAUUCGUCUGGUGCUACUGUCGCUUAACCACAAAUCAUGUUCAAAAUUUCAAUACUGAAAUAUAUAUCUAUGUUAAAUUAUAAUGGUUUCCAAGAAAUCUCACUACUUUUCAUCCUUUUAUUUUACAUAUGUUUAUUGAUUGCCAUAUAUAUUUGUUAUUGAUUAAUAGUUUUAGUAAAAAUUGUUGUUAUGAUGAUUACAUUUUAUAAUUUUGCUUUUAAUUUGUGCAAUAAAAUUUUUAUUUCAAA